UAACAUUGGGGCAGUCUCCGUUCUGUUUUGACUGGCAUUUCCUCACAGCUGAUAGCGCUCCUGAUUACGCUUUGGCACACAGAGUGACUGCAUGGACAGAACUAACGGUACUUCGUGUCUCCGCCCAUCGAGGGCUAUGAUUGGAUCGCCAAGGAGAAGAAUCUCGAAUUUUGGGCGAACCCUAGAUUCUAAUUGAAGGAUAUUCACGACAAUCAUAAAACUGUAAUGAAUCUUGAAUGAAUCGACACUGACAGAACAGCCCACUUUUUAGGAAAAAGGGGGGAAUCAUGAAAUAAAAAGGAAACAAAUCUAUCUCGAGAUUAACAUGCAAACGCUACUUAUUUAAAAGUGCUAUAAUAAUUGUUUUAAACUUAAAUUCGUAGGAUGAUUGGAUAUCAGUGUAUAAAAUAUUUGACGGAUCGUUUAUGUGUUAAUAUAAUUUCCCCUUAGUCGGCUAAUGGUACCUGCCCGCAAAAAAAAAAAAAAAAAAAAAAAAAAAAAUCAAACGAGCAGAAAUCAAAGUAAAUUAAGUAAUGAUAUUAGAAUAAAAAGUGUGUGUGGCCGAUACAUGGGAAAGCCAGACAGUGUAUCCGCGGUACCGGGGCGACUCUGAAGGCUCUCUACCCCGGAGUGAACGAGGACAAAGGGCUGUGAGGAGGAAAGCGUGCCUCAGAUGAGAUUCUGAAGACAGAUCAGACAGCGGGAGGUCAGCCUAUGAGCUGCUGGGGAACUUGGCCAGGCUUUCCAUCUGUGAUCGGAGCUGGACUGAAGAAGUAGCCAGAGCAACAUAGCCCUGGUCCCACAGGAGCUGGGAGUACAGUUACACACUCUGGCGGUGCUGCAUGUUUCAUCUGCUGCACGGAUAACCGAAUCCCUCUUUGUUAUCUAAUAUUGCUGCCACCCCCCCCUCCCCCAAUACACUGCUGUCGUCAGUGCAAGAAGCAUCUCUUGCGAACGCCAUCUGAAAAAGCCAAACAAAACAAGUCUCUCACUUUCCAACUCAAGUGUGAUUGAGGAUGCAAGACAGGACAAUGCAGACAAGCAGAGUGGCUAGUGAUACUGGAGGAGCUGGGGAGCUGAAGCACUGACUGAAGCACUUUUCUCCAGACUAAAAAAAAUAAAAUCAAAACCAAACGGAAGAAAAGGAGUCUAUUAAAUAUCAAAUACAACUUUGAUGCAAAGUAAAACAGGUUUGGGCUGCAGAAGUAGGUGGCAGGCUUUGGUUUCAAGGCUGUUUGUGGUUUAGUUGCUUCCCAACACCACCUUCACACUGAUUAGCUUUAUAAAAAGAAGCCAGAGGGACUUUUUUUUGUUUUGUUUCUUUGUCAAACCGCAAACCAGCCUUUGCACUUUUCAGUCCAACCCUGACCGAAGCGAUGAGCGAGGCCCUCCAGCUUCCUGCCCUUCACGUGCAGGUCUCUGACGACUGCAGCAGCAAUGGCAGUGCCACUCUGGCGGGGACCAUAGCCUGGUCCAGCUCGUCCACCCCCACGCUGAGACGGAAACGUUUCAAGAUGCGCAGGAUGAAGAACGUGUUGAGCGAGAAGGAGCAGCUGGGGAACGGAGAGCUGCGCAGGGGCUGCUCCGGCUCCAAGGAGUACCUCCAGCUGCCCUCCAUCGAGAUCACCCCGUCUAGCGACGAGGAAGCCCCCUGGUCCAACUGCUCCACACCCAGCGCCUCUCCCCGCCGCAAGCGCUUUCUGCUCAAGAAGUGGCUGAAGGUACGCGAGAAGAAGGGCCAUGGGAGCGAGAGCAGCAGCCAGCAGAGCAGUCAGCAGAGUAGCCAUGACGACGACCCGACCCGCUUCCUGACCCCCUUCAGCAGAGAGGAGAAGUCUGAUAGUGGAGCCGAGAAGUUUAGCACUGCCAGUAACUCAAACCGGAGCACGCCCGCUUGCUCGCCCAUCCUUCGCAAGCGCUCGCGAUCGCCCACCCCCCAGAGCGUGGAGGGUGAGAACAUGGUGGAGAAGGGCUCGGACCACUCCUCGGAUAAAUCGCCCUCGACCCCCGAGCAAGGGGUCCAGCGCAGCUACUCCUCACAGUCAGGCCGCAGCGGCGGCAAGAACUCCAAGAAAAGCCAAAGCUGGUACAAUCAUGAAAGACAACACAUCAUGAGAGUUUUGAGUCCAACAUAUAAACAGCGCAAUGAAGACUUCAGGAAGUUAUUUAAACAGCUGCCAGACACAGAGCGGCUCAUAGUGGAUUACUCCUGCGCCCUGCAAAAGGACAUCCUUCUUCAGGGGCGGCUCUACCUCUCCGAAAACUGGAUCUGUUUCUAUAGCAACAUCUUCAGAUGGGAAACGCUGCUGACUGUACGCCUGAAGGAUAUCUGCUACAUGACAAAAGAGAAAACCGCUCGCCUCAUUCCCAAUGCUAUUCAAGUUUGCACUGACACUGAAAAGCACUUCUUUACCUCAUUUGGAGCCCGGGACCGAACCUACAUGAUGAUGUUCAGACUGUGGCAGAACGCAUUGCUUGAUAAGCCGCUGUGUCCCAAGGAGCUAUGGCACUUUGUACACCAAUGCUACGGGAACGAGCUGGGCCUAACGAGCGACGACGAAGACUACGUGCCCCCCGACGAUGACUUCAACACCAUGGGGUACUGUGAGGAGAUCCCGACCGAGGACAACGAGGUGAAUGACAGCUCCUCCAAGAGCAGCAUCGAGGUGAAGCCGGACGCCAGCCCGCAGCUGCACAAGAAAUCCGUGACCAACAGCACGCUGACGCUGACGGGCAGCAGCGAGGCGCUGGUGUCUGUGAGUGCCGGGGCAGAGAGAGCAUGGCUCUCAUACCCUAAAGUCUUCAAAUCGUAUUGUCAUUCAUUAACUUCUGUGACCCUGAACUCCCUGAUCAUUGAUUAGUUCAGCUUUUCAUUUCUAGCAAAGACCUUUUGAAUGCUUUACUUUGAGCGAAUUCUCUUAGGGUUGGGGAGCUCAAUGUAUGGCAGUGGAGCUACGCCUGUGUCAAUAACAAUCAAGACUGACCUUAAAAGUCCUUUUAUACUGUACUUAGAAAAGCAUUGCAGAUUCCAGUGUCCAGUUAUCAUCCAGCCCUAAUUGUUGCUUGG
Messenger RNA from Polyodon spathula (Mississippi paddlefish), 3067 nucleotides. RefSeq names its product protein Aster-B-like. Gene Ontology annotation, molecular function: sterol transfer activity; sterol binding. Gene Ontology annotation, cellular component: plasma membrane; endoplasmic reticulum-plasma membrane contact site; endoplasmic reticulum membrane. NCBI's taxonomy places the organism in Eukaryota, Metazoa, Chordata, Actinopteri, Acipenseriformes, Polyodontidae. The transcript has 13 exons. Gene Ontology annotation, biological process: intracellular sterol transport. The coding region runs from base 1377 to 2861 and encodes 494 amino acids. The record is from RefSeq and is a predicted model, not a curated record.